Doryrhamphus excisus (bluestripe pipefish) is the source of this 2966-nucleotide messenger RNA. NCBI's taxonomy places the organism in Eukaryota, Metazoa, Chordata, Actinopteri, Syngnathiformes, Syngnathidae. The record is from RefSeq and is a predicted model, not a curated record.
UGACGUAACAGCCCGCCGUUAGCGCAGCUCGGACUUUGCCGGGCGUUGGCGUUCUUCCGGGGGUAACUGAAACAUAUUUCGUGACUAAAAGGCAGCUUACUUUCAUUCUUCCACUUUUUAUGUAACCAAGAAAAAGCGCUAUUAGCGGCCAGGGCGGAGUUACAGGGCGAGCCGGCCAUAACGUGACAUCUGUGACGUUGUGCUUGUUCCGCCUGGGCUGCCUUCACGCUGUCUGUCUGCUGGAGCGCCAUUGGCGGCGACCACUCUUCACCACUGUUCACGACUGUUUACCAGUUGACUUGAACGGCUGAAUCCUGGGAUCCAUAAGACGGUGCUGAUGGAGAAGAGGAGGUCCGACUGUCCUGCUCUGCCGUCCGGUUGGAAGAAGGAAGAAGUAAUCAGGAAGUCUGGUUUGAGUGCCGGGAAGAGCGACGUCUACUACUACAGUCCAACAGGGAAAAAGUUCAGGAGUAAGCCUCAGUUGGCCCGUUACCUUGGAAACUCAGUGGAUCUGGCAUGUUUCGAUUUCCGGACGGGGAAGAUGAUGCCUGGCAAACUGCAGAAGAACAAACAAAGGUUGAGACAUGACCCUCUCAGCCUGGCUAAGGGAGGUAAGCCUGAUCUGAACACAUCCCUGCCCAUCAGACAGACGGCAUCCAUCUUUAAACAGCCUGUUACCAAGGUUACAAGUCACCCUGGAAACAAGGUCAAGACAGACCUGCAGAAAGCGACUGAGCAGCCCACACAACUUUUUUGGGAGAGGAGGUUGAAAGGUUUGCGAUCAUCAGAUAUCUCUGAAGAGGUUCUACGUACCAUAGACCUACCCAAAAGCUUACAGAGUGUGGGUGUCGACUCAAGUGAUGACACUCUCCUGUCUGCCAUCGCCAGUGCUCUGCACAUGAGCUCGUCUCCUAUCACAGGACAAACUUCUGUGGCAGCUGAGAAGAACCCAGCAGUCUGGCUGAACACAUCACAGCCCCUGUGCAAGGCCUUCAUUGUGACUGACGAACAAAUACGCGAGCAGGAACUGAAGGUUCAUCAGGCAAGGAGGAGUCUGGAGGAGGCGCUGAUGGCUGACGGUUUGGCACGUGCUGCUGAAAACACCCGAGAGAUGCUGGAGGGCAUGACAGCUUGAGCACAGAAACAUGAGACAGAAUUUGGACCUUGAUACAUAUCACCAAUUCUACAAUUGAUGGAGUGAAAGAUGAAGCAAGAUAGAGAAGAGAAAAUAUUGCAUAUGUUAUUCAUUCAUUGAUUCAUUUUCUACCGCUUUUCCUCACGAGGGUCGCGGGGGGUGCUGGAGCCUAUCCCAGCUCUCUUCGGGCGAGAGGCGGGGUACACCCUGGACUUGUCGCCAGCCAAUCACAGGGCACAUAUAGACAAACAACCAUGCAUAUGUUAUUAUUAUUAUUAUUAUUAUUAUUAUUAUUAACAGUAGUCUAUUUGGUCUCAAAUAACAUUGACAGUAAUAUAUUUUAGCAUCAGUUUAUGGGGCUAUAAACAUUUAAAAACACACCUGCAUUUUUUUAUUUGUGAUUUGAUUAAAUGCAAAACUUUGUUUGUCCUGUCUUUUUUUUUUCCCAUUGUACUUUUUUGAUAAUAUGACCUUUUUAUGAAUUACUUAAUAAUGACCAUGAAUUUCUCACAGGGCUAGUAAUAACCAGUAUACAGUAUAAGUAUCAACCCGUUGAACAUGAACAUAAAAACAUACUCUUUAUAUAAACCUGAGUGGUUUGGAAAGUUCAGCCUAGCCCGUCGUAAAACGGGGUGAAAAGUCUAGUGUAGCGUGUCAUAGACUGUACACUGUGAAUCCGAAGGUGUUUAAUCCUGUGAGUGGUGCAUGUGCCUUUGCACAAUCGUCCUUUCUUCACUAUUUCAGACAAACUAGCGAGCACCGUUGCACAAUGUCCAUGGUUGAAAUGGAUGGCUCUUCUUAUUUGGUGUUAUGCCGCUUGGCCUAUCACCGAACGUAGGCACAGGAAGUUAAAUAAAUGAACGAUUCCGGGAGAAUCGGAAUGUCAAAACCUGUUCCGAUCGAUGGUCGAUGCUCAAUUUUAAUCCCAACCGGGUUAAAUGGAAAUGUAUGGCAAUAUACUGUACAGUAAAGUCUCGUUAUAUCGAUAUCGGUUAUAUCGAAGUACUGCUUAUUACGAUACUAUUUUCAUUUCCCGGCAAAUUCAUUACGUGGCUAGUUUUAGUUUUUGUUCCAGUUUGUUUAAAACAUUCAACAGUUAAAACCAUCGUGGGUUAUGCAGGUUAUGCAUGCACAUUUCAAAAUGUAUCCGCAUUGUUUUGUGACUCAGUUAAAGAAAAAAGUCUGUUUGUCCAGUUCUCAAUUUUAUCAGUGUAGUUUUAAAAAUAUAUAUAAUAAUAAUAAUAAUACAUUUUAUUUCAAAGCGCCUUUCAGGACACCCAAGAUCGCUGUACAGAAGAUAUAAAAACACGAAUAUAAAAUACAAGAUUAAAAAAAAAUAUAUAAUGUAAAUAUCAUAUUUUAUCGGCCCGCCUCGUGAACCUAACAUUAAUGCGCCGCAAAUGCAUCGCAACCGAGGUGCAAACAGUGCCGAUCGUGCAUAUCAAAGCAUGUCUCAUUCACAUGAAUGGGUAAACCUUUUCACCCCUUUUGGAGCAGGUUGUGGUGCAAUUAAUUUAUCUAGAAUCUUGGACCUUCCUUGUUAACUUCUGUGAAUAACUCAUCAAGUUACUCACACAUAAGCAUAGCCUUUUGGGUAAUUAUGCUUCAUUUGUAGCAGUGUUAAUUAAAGUACACGGUUCCUGUCAAAUAAACCAAUAAAAUAAAGCUAUUUGGUUUGUUCCAUUAUACACAUAAUGAUUUGCAAUUAAAGUACUUUCUGAAAGGGUCAGGACUCAUUUGUGUCUUCUCAUGUACACCUAAGGUAUCAAAUACUUAUUUUACUCAUAUUUUUUUUUCAUAAACUUCUCUAUUUUGUAAAAUGUAUUGAAAU